UUGAGUAAAUAUAAAAUGAAAACAGUUUAAAAUUUAGCCUUCAAAAUGAAUGUUGAAAAGUCAGAUGACAAAGCAAAGAAUGGCUUGAAGUCUUCCUUACUUAUAAGGGAUGAAAAUGGAAAUAACUAUGCAUGUGGCACAGCUACACCUUCUGCAAAGAGUUGUGCCACCAAGAUACAUGGUAAUUCAGCUGACCAAAAUAUGACUGACCAUGAAGGUAGUACUGUUCUUGGAAACAAGGGUGACUUCAGAAAUACUCUUUUAAAACAUCAGUGUACUGAAACACAUCUACAGAAGACACCUGAUAAGUACAAUUGCACAGAAGCUCUGUCAGGAGAUGCAGAUGCUGCGUGCAAGUGUUCCACGACUGAACAGACUUGUGUGUGUCCUUUGAAUUGUGAUUUGAAAGAGGCAACAAACUUACUGAAAGGUAACACUGCUGUAGCAGAAAUGCAAAUUCAGAGUAUUCAACAAUUUGUGCCUUACAGUCAGACUGACACUAAGCAUAUAUUACCUCUUCCUGCUUCAGAGCAGAACACACAGUCCCUGAUAACUGGCAGUGUAUGCUGCCACUUGAGCACAUUGGAUGUUGCUAAUGUUACAGGUGCAACUCUGGGAACUGAUCAAAAUAAUGACAUACAUCUGAGGAAAACGCCAAUUUCUUCCGAAGUAUGUACAAGAGAGAAACUUGAUAGAACCAGCUCAGAAAAAGCACCUAAUUUCUCCUCUAUGACUGUGGCUUCAGAAAGCCUAGAUACCUAUGCAGAAUUUGAAGUGCAUCAUACUGCCUCUGCAGGUGUUGAACACCGUCUAAAAAAUGAUAACAAGACUAAUAGAGGAUUGCAGCAAACAGAAGCACAGUCUGUAAAACUAGUUGCUGAAUGUGUAGAACCUUAUAGGCCUGAUGCACCAUCACCAUGCUUUAAUAUUAAUGAAGAUGACCAAGUUAAAUCCUUGCAGGAUAACCCUGACCAUGAUGAAGCUGGGAACUCUAAUGCUGAAACAUGCAUGGAUAGUCCUGUAAUUAAUGUGCACCUUCUCCCAGCAGAUAAAAUGGAUGGAGAACAAGUAUCAAAGGAACCCAGUAAACCCUUAACCAAAGAAAAACAUAUCUCUGGAAGUGUUGCUCUUGAGGAUAUGCACACCUCCUCUCUCAUAUCUUCCAGUGUACCAAAAUUAAAGGGGACUGUUUUACCUGACCUGAAAUGUGAAGCAACUUUUGUGGUCUGCAGUCCUAUGGCUGAUGAAAGCGAUUUUGCUCCAAGUACUUCAACUCCUAAAGAACAAUCAGGACACACAGAAUUUUUUGUUUCAUCUUUGGCAGAACUUGGAGACAAGUCUCCUAAACAAAGACCAAACAAGACCCCUGUAAGAGAGCAUAAUAGAAGGCCUUUGUUUAAAGCUAGUUCAGGUCAAACUGCUGGCAAACCAGUGGGCAGGUCUGCUAUUGUGUCAACAGUAACCAAAGCGAGGAAAUCGGAGAUUGUUAGUUUUCCCAAACCUAAUUUCAAAAAUAUUAAGCCAAAGGUUAUGUCUAGACCUGUGCCGCAGACCAGAAACAGUAUAGCAUUAAAACAGUGUCCCACAUCCCCUCAGCUCUCAGCUGUAUCCUCACCCUCCCUGGUUACUUCCUCAAGGCAAUUGUCCCCCUCUAUAAAAGUGCUGAAAAAGAAAACAGAUCUAGCUAAAGAUAGUAAAGUGGAAUUGCCUGUGAAUAAGCCCCAUAAGCUACAUCUUAACAAACGCCUCUUGACUAGCCAACUUGUACAUGCCACAACGCAUCCCAGAAACACUUCCCACAAGGCUUCAAAGACAUCUGCAUUAAAUCAGAAUCCGGAAGACAUUGGCAAAGCAAGCUCAACACAUUCAUCAUCAUGCUCCUCAGUUUCUGCUGCGCUUCCAGCAUGUGUAGAGAACUCGAAAGAGAUGCUGGAUGAUAAAAUGGAAACUUCAGCUUCUUUAGUGCAGCCCUGUGCUCAAAACAUUUGCCCAACUGGAGGUGAAAAAGAACAAAACAGCAACAUGAAAAUUCUGGAAGCCAGCUUGGUAAAAGAUGUGGCAAAUGAAACUUUUGAUUUGCAUUGUCCUCCUUUGAUGCCUUCUGUGAAAGAUUGGACAACACAAGGGAAAAGCAUACCGAAGAAAGGCCUAAUCACACUACAGAGUAUAUCAUCUCCUAAGGUUAAAACAGUGCCAUCUGUAUUGCCCUUGAAGAGAGGAUGUGAACCUAAAACUCUCAGCCUACCCAAAGCACCUUCUCACAAAGGAGUUAUUUCAUCAUCAUGCUCUGUUAUAGGAUCUUCUGCAAGAGAGAAGCAUGCCUCCAUGAAAAAAUCUGCAGCCUCCUGUGCUAACUCCACUAACACACUCGCCAAAACCAAAGUGCCUAUCAAGACAUCACUACUUGAGAGAACACCUAGCACCACAUCAGUCAGCAGCACUCAGAGUGAGCGAAGUCGUUUCAGCAGUAACUCUGCUAGUGCCACAGUCAUCAUCAAGAAUGGAGAAUGUCCUUCAAAACCAGCCCUCCAGAAUGGUAUUUCAGAAUAUGUCCCUUUGAAAGCAGUACCAAGACCUGGAUUACGUUCACUGAAGUCGACUCCAAAAGGAACCAAGGCCAGGUCCACCUCACAGAACCAGAGCACGACAAAAUCACCUGGGCCUCUGCCCUCUGCAAGGAAAGUUAGUGAUGCUCGAGGUAGUCCUAGAAGAAAUGGACACCAAAGCCUAUCUUGUUCGAGUUCUGUUGACAAGGGCAAGCCAUGGAGUCCCAAGAGCUCAUGCACGCAGACUCGAGCCUCCACAGAUGGGCAUUCAGCUGUCACAAAAACAGCCGAGUUGUUGCAGUACAAAACAAAAUGUGAGACCCAAAGUGGAAUCAUCCUGCAGCUGAAAAAAAUCCUGACAAGCAGCAGCCAGAAGUUUGAAGCAUUAACAGUUGUGAUCCAGCACCUACAGUCCAAGAGGGAGGAAGCACUGAAACAGCAGAAAGAGUUAUCUCAAGAACUAGUUAACCUUCGAGGAGAACUAGUCACCACUUCUGCAGCUUGUGAGAAAUUGGAGAGAGACAGGAAUGAACUGCAAGUUGCCUAUGAAGGGUAUUUGCAGAAGUUAAACCAGAAACAUGACAAUGAUUUAGCUGAGCUGGAAGAGAGACUUAAACAGUUCUACACUGCAGAAUGUGAGAAACUCCAAAGUAUCUGCAUUGAAGAAGCUGAAAAGUACAAAGCGCAACUCCAGGAGCAGGUGGACAACUUAAACAUCACACAUGAAAACCUGAAGCUGGAACUUGAAAAUAGCCACUCAGAAAAAGUAGAGGAGCUGAAAAAGGAGUACGAGUCCUCUUUUUCAGAGCUCAAGAGUGCCCAUGAAUCUGAAAGGAAGCUGCUUGAAGAUUCCUUUAAAGAGAAGCAAGAAUUGCUAGAGAAAAAAAUCGAUGAAUUAAAAUGUGAAAACGACUCCCUGAGUGAGAAGUUGAAAUUAGAAGAACAAAAACAAAUAGCCAAAGAAAAAGCCAAUCUUAAAAAUCCACAGAUUAUGUACCUGGAACAGGAGCUGGAAAGUUUGAAAGCAGUGCUGGAGAUAAAGAAUGAGAAACUCCAUCAGCAGGAUAUAAAGUUAAUGAAGAUGGAAAAACUGCUGGAGACCAACACAAUCUUAAUGGAUAAAUUAAAGAAGGUUCAGCAAGAAAAUGAAGAACUAAAAGCUCGGAUGGACAAACACAUGGAGCUUUCAAGGCAACUUUCUACAGAGCAAGCUGUUUUGCAGGAGUCACUGGAGAAAGAAUCAAAAGUGAACAAACGCUUGUCCAUGGAAAAUGAAGAACUUCUGUGGAAGUUGCACAAUGGUGACCUAUGCAGCCCCAGAAAACUGUCUCCCAGUUCUCCAUCUGUGCCUCUUCAGUCCCCACGAAAUUCUGGUAACUUCUCUAGUCCCACAGUAUCACCGAGAUGACAUCUCUUGAGAAAAAGAGGGGGCUGCAUUUCAUUUCUGAUCUGCAGAACUGGUCCUGACUUUAAUCACCAGAGCAAGAGCUAUUUUAGCCAAGUACACAUAACUGGAAAUGGUUUGGUGCAAAAAUGGCACUAAGAGACUGAGACUGUGGGAGUAAGACAGUCGCGUUGCUCCUCCCAAAAAGACUUGUUUUAUGACCUCUAUGGACAUUGUUGCACAAAGCACUUACAGAGCAAGGAAAGACUUGUUUAUUGCCUUUUCACCCAACUAUACGAAAAAGCUCAGGGGCUUAGAGAUAAAAGUUCACAACCUUUAUAAUAUGUUCCUUAUCACAGACACUUUUUUAAGGCUGUGUGUGUGUGCGCGCGCUGUGGAUGGAGUGGAUGUAACACACUGUGCGUGUGUCUAAUGCUGCCUUCUUUGCUGUGUACGUAAUAAAGGAUAAAGCUGACGACUAUACAAUGACAUCUACUUCCUUAAUAACCUGGUCAGCAUGCAUGCUUUUAGUACAGAGUACCCUCACCCAGGAACGAGGAGAAACUGCCACUAGUAGCAUAGGUUAGUUUCCUUCAUCUUUCUGGCUUCAGUUCAGUAACAAAACCAAAAAGAAGCGGGGGGGUGGGGAGGAGCAUGAAAAACUUUGUCAACUGAUUCAUUAGUGUCUUGGCCAACCUGAGUAUGCAACAUUAAAAACCAACUGAAUUUGCAGCCAUACUUUGCACGGAUUCAUGGUUUAAUAGCCAGCACAACUGCCAUUUGUGAGGAGACUCUUUCUUUGCAGGGUACAGUGAAUUCUGGCUUGCAAGUCAAAAGGGUCAUAGUGAAAACCACAGUAGACUGGAAGAUACAGCUGAGUAGCAAGUUUGGAAACCUACACCUAUCAUCUUACCUACUGGAAAGGAAUCACUUACUCCCCAAAAUAACAUGUCCAUUGUUAAGGCUAUCUGCUGAGGAUAAACUCAAUGCAGACUUGAAAGCCAAUGAGAAAAAUACAGCAAUUGUUAUUAGGUGCAUUCUUAACUCAAUUCUCAAGAAGAAUCUUAAGCAAUUUGUGAAUUCCAGUGUAUCUGGUGACACACUUUGCAUUUUUAAGCAUGAGCAUUUGUACUACCGUUCUUCAGAGUUGGCUGAAUUCACCUGAGGAAAAGGGGGGAAAUGGUAGAGUUGUGCAUGUGUUCUGCCAUACCCUCUCUCUUGGACUGCAGGAUUAUCAGUGUUUAGCCAGUUCACUUGGCUAAAGGUCCUGUACGAGAGAUUCUGCAGAGUAGAGAGAGCAAAAAUUGCCCUGGCUGUUGGAACUGGAGGCUGAGGGUCUCAAUGACUCUGCAAGUGUCAUAUGCUGAGCUUCAGCUUCAGUGAGAUAAUUGUCUAGCCUUGCUAGACCCUUGGUCAGACCUGUUUAAGAUGUCUACAUUGUACCUACUAAACAUAGGAUCAGUUUCAAGUUAGCAUUACAAAACACUGUCUGUGCUUACAACAGCCUGGGUUU
Molecule: messenger RNA, 5443 nt
Organism: Dryobates pubescens (Downy woodpecker)
Lineage: Eukaryota; Metazoa; Chordata; Aves; Piciformes; Picidae
Gene: MTUS1
Product: microtubule associated scaffold protein 1
Exons: 15
Coding region: 46-3954 (1302 amino acids)
Cellular component (GO): cytoplasm; nucleus
Molecular function (GO): microtubule binding
Source: RefSeq, a predicted model, not a curated record